GUCCUGGGCAUCCAUGGUUGAUCAAAGCUUACAUUGAGGCUGCUCCGUACCCUCACGCCUCCGUGCUGGGUCAGGAGAUCUUCCAGACAGGGGUGAUUCCAGCUGACACAGAUUUUAGGAUCUUCAGAGACUAUGGAAACAUCCCUGGUAUUGAUAUUGCACAUAUCAAGAAUGGGUAUGUUUACCAUACCAGAAAUGACUUACCCCGAUUCAUACCUCCUGGGAGUAUGCAGAGAGGAGGUGAAAAUAUUCUGGCCACCACCAUCCUUCUAGCCAGCAGCUCAAAGAUGACCAACCCAGGAGAAGAUAAGCAUGGGUCCAUGGUGUUCUUUGACUUCCUGGGCUUCUUCAUGGUGGCCUAUCCCACACGCAUGGCCACCAUUCUCAACUGGACAACUGCCUUCUACGUCUAUAUGGCCUUUGUCAAGAGGCUGUUACGAGAUGGGGUCACUGGUGUAGGAAGUGUACUGAAACCGAUGCUGAUGGCCGUGCUGGCGGUGACCUUGACCUGGUUAAUAACCCUAGCAGUUCCCAUCGCCAUGGCCUGGUUUCUGACAGCUAUAGGCCACAGCCUCAGCUACUACACCUACAACCUCAACGUCAUCUGGUUGUUCAUUCUACCGUCUGUCACCGCAGCUCUCACGUUCCAUUUCUGCCUGAAGGAAGACCAUCUUCAAAAACAUAGACUCGUCCCUGAUGGUGGUGUUGCUGCGGGAGUCGAACCUCAUGUUGUGGUCGGUGGUGCUGGUGCU
This is a messenger RNA of Candidula unifasciata, 752 nucleotides long. The record is from the annotation of a GenBank genome assembly. NCBI's taxonomy places the organism in Eukaryota, Metazoa, Mollusca, Gastropoda, Stylommatophora, Geomitridae.